AAAUAAGAUAAGAAACUAAACUUGUGAAAAAUUAUUGUAUCUGCCAACAACGACGCCCGUCAGCAAUCACAGUUCCGUAUCCUCCACUGCUGCAGUCCAAACUUUGCGUCAAGUGCUGUGUUUUUAUUUGUAGUGUUGUUUUUUCGAGUGUUUCCGGUUAAGUGUAAAUCGGAACUUUGUAUUUACUAAAACUAGGAGAACCCUGUGAGCCACGUGAAUAGCCAUGUUCGACGAAUCGUUUGGCUCAGAAAGCCCUGAGCGUUCGCCUUCACCUCCUCCAGCUCAGCCCGGAGCGUUGCGUCGGGUGACCGAUUGCAAUUUCUUGUCCGCAAGAGCUCUCCGAGAUGGGACACCUCCCAAAGCUGCCGGCGGGGAGUAUGACCCGGAAGAAAUCUCAGUGCAACGGGAAAUGGGAGAAGGUAUUCACCAGAUGAUAGCUUCAGCAGAAAUCGAGGAACAACCGAAACCAACGACGAAGAAACGCAUCAUCCGGCGGAUCGUGCGCAAGGUCAAGAAGAAGGUUGGCCCCAAGAAGGAUGAAAAGUUCUAUCUGCGGACGGCAUUUGACUUGUUGGAUCGGGACCAGGAUGGUCACGUGACACCGGAGGAGCUGCAGUUCAUGCUGCGGAAUCUCGGAAUCCACGUGCGCGACGAGCUGAUCGACGACCUGCUGCGGGAAGCCAGCCGGACGGGUAGUGGACUGAUAGACGAAACCGAGUUCCUCCAGUGGGUCGCCCGCAUCCAGGCCAUCAAGGAAGAGAGCAGCAAUAGCAGCAGCAGUAGCAGUAGUAGCCACGGAACAACGACGGCGGCAGACGAUGACCUCACCCAGGAUCUGGUGGCGGCCUUCAGAGUAUUCGACCGAGACGGCAACGGUUACAUCACCCGCGACGAGCUCAAAUCGGCGAUGGACAUGAUCGGUGAAAAUGUGACUGAAAUGCAGCUCAACGAAAUGCUGGAGCUGGCCGAUGCCGACAAGGAUGGCCGAAUCAACUACGAAGAAUUCGCUCGACUGCUGCUGUAAGUAAGCUCCGAUUCGAUCCGACAAGAAUACGACUCAAAUCCACACACCUUACUAUCGCAACCCAUCGAAUUCGGAUGCUAACCACCUUUAAAAUAGAUGCUGGUUAACAGUGUGGUUCUACGACGUCGGCUGAUGGUUAGCAGGCAGAAAACUCUUGCGUUAUUAUGGGAGCUGAAGUGAAUAAAAAAAUUGUUAAUAUGGAUUGGGAGGACCGCGUAUGAACACAUAUUUGCGUGCAGGAACGAGUGUGAUAUCUUAAUAUUUAUACAUAUGCAUGUAUUCCCAGUCCCCACGAGGCUUUGGAAAGAGCGAGAUUUUACCUGUUUGUUUGGAGCGCUCCGAGUUAUAUAAGCAAGCUAGUAGAGGAUGACGAGAUGCUUAGGAUUUCGGUUUUAAGUUUUUGCCUCUAACGAUAUAGGAAUAAAGACACACACAUAGUUUGAACUUUCCGUUUGUUAAGGUUUCGAACUUUUUAGGUUAACUCGCGAUGAGUCAAAAUCUUAGCAUAUUACUUUUUAGGGGUAGGGUUUUGUGAAAUUUCAACUAACAACCAGUGACUGGAAAUAUUAUUGAUGAUGCUAUUAUUGGGAAAACUACAAAAAAGCUGUCUAGUUAUCUAAAUGUGCAAACUGUUACUUGAGAAUUGAAACAAAAAAAAACAAUGUAUAGAAUGUAAGCAUAGUCUAGGGUUGUCUUUUUUAUUAUUUUGGCGCCAUUUUCGUUCGUUUGAUUGUUGUUGUUAUAAUCCAUGAGAAAUUAAAUUAUUAAAAGUGUAGAUGAAAAACUAUAACCAAACUAAAAAUCGAGAACAUGAACAUAAACUCCAGGUUACCUAGAAUAAUCCCAAAGAAUAUACACAAAAAUAAGUUGCUGCGUUCUUAAAAAAAAACAAUUCGAGGUUAUGUUUAAAACGGAACCAAUAUGAAGAAAGGACACCAUUGUAUACUUCCCUCUUUUCCACAAGAACCAAAAAUCGAUCAUUAUCUGAACUUUAUACCAUGUGUUUCCAAACAAGAUUGACUGAUUCAAACCACAGGCACACAUAAACAAAUAUUGUCAGGAUGAAGUAGGGUUGAGUUUCUGUAGCAUGAUUUUGUUAUACUCCUUAAUUAAUAAACGAGAGCAAACUACUAAACAUUUAAGACGAUGAAAAUGUGGGAAAAGCAUAUACGUUUACUGCUAAACUAAAGAGAGAUAUCAUAUUAUCGAGCAAAGAAAAAAAAACAUAUUGGAACUUACACGUAGGACAACAUUAACACGCUCAUGAGUUUUUUUUUAUUUUUCGAAAAAAAAUUCAGUGCACUUUCCAAUAAACACGCGAUUGAUUUUAUUCAUUCACGAGUUUGAUCCACAUUUUUUACACUUCAACAUGUUAGGGUUUUUUAAAAACUAAAUAAAACUAUUUUUUUUUAUCGUGAAAACCCCGAACCACUUUUGUGUCAAAUUUACGGUAGAUUCAAAUGUUCGUAAACUUUAGUAAAACGAGAUUUUAGUUGAUUCUAAUCUGAAAACUAAAAGCUUCCAAAGGUACCGAAAUAUUCACCUACACCAACCAAAAACUAACACAAACACGCAUGGCAGAUCAGCUUAAACAUAACCUCACCUUUAAAACCAAAAUCUUAAACCACCUUCUAGAGGAACAGCAAUUAUAACCACCCUAUACUUAUAUCGAUGAACAACCUAAUGAUAACCACCACACCUUGUACACAGAAAAAAUUGUAAAAAAUUUGCAACAAGAAAAGAAUGCUUAGUAACAGGCGCGAUAGAAGCAAAGACAAAAAAAAGAAAGAAACACAAACAACAAAUUCAUUGCUAAUAAAUAGGUAGAAGCUUCGAGCACACCGAGCGGCGCAGUUCGAAAUUGCAGAAAUGCGACAUUGGAUUUUUUAAGAAGUUUGGAUUGUGAUACUUUUUUAUCGGAUCAAUCUUCAUCAAUUUGAAGUUUAAAUAUUCUGAAGUUAUUUUGGAUAAGCUGAAAUAGGCUUUACAGAAAUUCGGCACACAAACCGACGGAAUAGUUUGAAAAGUUAAAUGUUUUUCAUAUAGGGUAACUACCCUGUCAGAAAAUUUGGUUUAUUUUUGGUCAGAUUGCUCUACCUCAAAACAAAAACUGAAUAUUUUUGUUUCGAAAUAGGUCUGUUUGUUCCGAAAAUUUCUCUUCAUCAUCCCAAAAUAAACAUUCAUAAAAAGUAUGUUGAAAAUAAAAACAUUUAUCAAAGCUGUACGGUGUGCUCGGCUAGAAAUAGAAUCACAAUGUUAUGUAGUUGUUGUUAUUAUUGAACAGAAAAAAAGCAAAUAACACAGACAGAAAUAAAACGUGAACAAAUCAAAACCAAAUAAAAAAAAUAUUCGUUAGAAAUCAAGAAAAAUAUUUUUCAACCAAGUUGAAGUUGAAUGCUUUUUUAUACAUACGCGUUGUAAUCCACACCCCCAGAUGAUUAUUGAAAAGAAUAAAAAAAAAAAACACUAACAAAACCCAAGGUGAAUUGCCUUUGAAGGCACCUCACAGUUUUCUCGAUAAAAUUAAGAUUGAAAUGACGAGAAAUACACAUUUAUGAUCGAGUUGGGUUUCAAAUCAAUAACGCAAAAAAAAAACAAAAAUUGAAUUGACUGAUUUUUACACGGAGGAAAGGACAACACACAAUAGCAAAGCUGUAUGGCAAAUUAACUUGCCAUUAGGGUGAUUUUUGUAGCCAGCCGAAAGGAAGAAGAACAAAUCGAAACGAGACAAAACGGAAACUUUUUUCGCAAUAUUUUUAGAGGGAUUAUUUUAGAAGAAAAUUUUAAACAACCGUCGAAUUUCUAUAGGGGAAACAAACUCGAAACAAAACAUUGUUCAAGCUCUUCGUGUAGAAAAGAGGCAACGCCCAUUUUCAUCGGAGGGAAAUAGAAAGCAACAUUUCUUAAAAGGUACAGUGAUUCUUUGAAAAAUAAAUACCCCCGUCAAAACUCAUUUAUUCCACAUUACCCCUGUCCAGAUCGAGAGCACCAACUUUGACUCUUUCAGCACAGAAUAUUCAUGCAGCAUCUUGAAAUCCCUCUGACUUCGACAUGAUGACCCUGACUUGAGCAGAUUCAGACUUUUAAAAAACCUAAGAACCCUUUAAAAACCUUCAAAAAUCUUAAAAAUUCAAAUUCGGAAUUUAAAAAAUUCAAAAUGGGUUUUCACAUGAAGAUACCUCCUGUUUAAGGAAAUCGAAAGUCUCAAACAGCACCAUUACAUGACCUAUACCAAUAUGGUAAAAUGCCAUUGUUAAUCAAAACACAUUUACGAUUCCCAAAAGUGAUUUCUAAAAUCGCUGAUUGAUCAGAAAAACAUCGAACGGCGAACCCUACCUGACCCGACUAAAUCGGAAGAAAAGCGCAGUCAAUUUCCUAUCGGGAUGGGUUUAAAAAUAAUCAACUGUGGUAGAUCCCAGAUAGGAAAAUUGGCCACGAAUCGGUCCAAGUUUGGUCCGUUCAACCGACUAAAUGUGUGAAAUAAUCACCAGACGGAUAGAAGUUUGAAUAAAAAAAAGUCCUACCGAUUAACGCUUCCAGACCACAACUAAAUUCACUUACGUUAAUAUAUCCUAGCUUCAAGAUUUUUAACAUAUCAUUUCCUGCGUGAUUCCUUCCGUUAAUCGCAAAGUUUGUGCGUACGUAUGUAGAAAAAUUACCAAACAGAGAAUGUUCCAAAAAAUUCAAACAAAAAGUCACUAACCAACCACCUACAAAAACCCUUCAAGCUGUUCUGGCAAUUAUCAGCCAACAAAAAUUAUCAACAGCCCAGAUUUAGACAAUGUGAAAAUAUUAAAAGAAAACCAAAACAAAAGCUCAUAGAACUUAAACUAGAAGAAUCAUGCAAACAACAACUUUGAACGCAGGUUAAAAGAAAAGGAAAAGCAUUACUGAAGAGAGUAAAUAAAUUUGUGGCCUUUUUUAUUAUUCAAAUGCGACACGAGGAAAAGCGUGAAGUCAAACAGGAAAAUAAAUUAAAUAUUGUAUGUAUUGAAAUAAAAAGUAAAAAAAAAACAAAGCAAAGAUUGUUACGUUUUUUUUUUCUUAGCGCAGCGUAUUCGCCGUUUUUUGAGUUGAGAGCUAGUUUUAAUGAUUGAGUUGUUUUCUGAAAUUCUUUAUACAAACGCAUUCGUGUGGCACGAAAAAAAAAUUGCAGAACAAAGCUGCGAAAAUAAAACAAAUAUUCGAAUAAAAACAACAACAUUUUGAACGCCGUUAUAGUUCGAAAAAUGAAAAAAUAAUGUUGAAGAAAGGUAAUGACAAAGUGAAAAGGAGUUCGCGAAAAAUAUCAAAAUAAAUUAAAAAAAAGAACAUUAAUACUGAACUCCAACUGACUACCUAUUUGUUGUAUGCGUACAAACAAAUAGAGGAAACGUAUUUAUUGAAAAGACGCAAUCUCGGCAGAGCAACUACCAACUUCAAGCUGAAGAAUUAAAGUCACUAAACUGAUGUGGCGAUCCUGAUGUAUAAGUAAUGCUGCGCUGGGCGGAGUAAAAGAACAGAACAAACCAAAAAAGUGCGGCAACUUUAAUGCAUAUAAAAAAACAGAAAAUGCAUUCAAUAAUGGAAUAAAGCAUAUGUUAUUUUAACA
Messenger RNA from Uranotaenia lowii, 5615 nucleotides. RefSeq names its product calcium-binding protein E63-1 (gene Eip63F-1). Bases 224 to 1024 code for a protein of 266 amino acids. The record is from RefSeq and is a predicted model, not a curated record. Gene Ontology annotation, molecular function: enzyme regulator activity; calcium ion binding. The transcript is spliced from 5 exons. NCBI's taxonomy places the organism in Eukaryota, Metazoa, Arthropoda, Insecta, Diptera, Culicidae.